UUUUCAUAAAAAUCCCUAAAAUAUCCGAAUUUAUCGGAUAAACCCAAACCCCCUAUCGGGAAAACCCAACACACCGUCUCUCUCUCACUCUCACUUCCCAUCGGCGAAAAUGGCGUCGGUGGCGGCAUCAUCGUCGAUAUCAUUCGCUGCAUCAUUCCUCAAAAUCAAAGCAUUCCCUCUCUCCCCUCGCUUCUUCCCCAUCCGUACACUCCGUUGCUCUGUCUCCUCCUCCUCCUCUGAGCCCAUUGAAUUCGACAUCUCCUUCGCUCCUCCCAAACCCAAACCCUCCUCCACUCACGGCGGCGUCACCCCUCAACAACUCUUCAUCCCUUGGAUCGUCCGUAGUGAUGACGGCACUCUCAAACUCCAAUCUCAACCUCCUGCUCGUUUAAUCCACAACCUCGCCAUCGAUGCCACUACUCAAAACCCUAAGAAGAAAGAUAAAUCUAAGAAGAAACAACCUCAAGCUACCUCCUCUUCCUCCGCCACCACCACCGCCUCAUCUCCAGCUUCACACUCAGAGGUAAAGCCAAAGCUAUCCAAAGCGGCGCGUAGGUUUUACAAUGAGAAUUUUAAAGAACAACCUCAACGUUUAAGCAAAGUUCUCGCUGCUGCUGGAGUGGCAUCAAGAAGAACCUCUGAAGAACUUAUUUUUGAUGGCAAGGUUACUGUUAAUGGUAUUCUCUGCAACACUCCACAGACUCGAGUUGAUCCAUCAAGAGACAUUAUUUAUGUUAAUGGAAAUCGUAUUCCUAAGAAACUUCCUCCAAAGGUUUAUUUUGCUCUGAACAAGCCUAAAGGAUAUAUUUGUUCUUCCGGAGAGAAAGAGAUCAAAUCUGCUAUUAGUUUGUUUGACGAGUACUUGUCCUCUUGGGAUAAAAGGAAUCCGGGGACUCCCAAACCUCGCCUUUUUACUGUUGGUCGUCUUGAUGUUGCCACAACGGGAUUGAUAGUUGUUACAAAUGAUGGAGAUUUCGCACAGAAACUUUCACAUCCUUCAUCUAGUUUACCGAAAGAAUAUAUUACCACGGUUGUCGGUGAUAUACACAAACGACACUUAAUGGCUAUCAGUGAAGGCACAAUGGUGGAAGGAGUCCACUGUGUCCCAGAUUCAGUUGAGUUGAUGCCAAAGCAGCAUGAUAUACCAAGAGCAAGGCUGCGUAUAGUGGUUCACGAAGGAAGAAAUCAUGAAGUCAGGGAAUUAGUGAAAAAUGCUGGGCUUGAGGUUCAUUCAUUGAAGCGUGUCCGUAUAGGUGGAUUCAGACUUCCUUCAGAUCUUGGGCUAGGGAAGCAUGUGGAAUUGAAGCAGAGCGAGCUAAAGGCAUUGGGUUGGAAGAAUUGAAGAUGUCCAAUUCAUCAAACAAUUAAAAACCUCUGUUACCUUUAGUUAAAACAGAAUAUAAUUGUUUAGAUUAUAGUAUAUCUUUAUCUUAGUUUUUUUUUUUGUCAAAGAUCUUUAUCUUAGUUAGGAAUACUUUUUUGUUGUAAGUAGUUUAUUGAUAUUCAUUAUGAAUUUAUUAAUAAACUAAUCUUUUGUUUUCUUGGAACUUAUCAAAACCUAAACAAAAAUUAUGAAUGACGGAUUCAUUUAUUC
Messenger RNA from Arabidopsis thaliana (thale cress), 1594 nucleotides. It is a transcript of the gene SVR1, whose product is annotated as pseudouridine synthase family protein. Gene Ontology annotation, biological process: RNA modification; pseudouridine synthesis; rRNA processing. The coding region runs from base 110 to 1342 and encodes 410 amino acids. The transcript has 9 exons. Gene Ontology annotation, molecular function: pseudouridine synthase activity; RNA binding; intramolecular transferase activity. Lineage: Eukaryota; Viridiplantae; Streptophyta; Magnoliopsida; Brassicales; Brassicaceae. The record is from RefSeq and is marked reviewed. Gene Ontology annotation, cellular component: chloroplast.